AUGGAGAACUUCGAGGUGCGAGCAAAGUCGUUCACUAUCAAGUGGGUCAAUGCUCCGGACAAUUCCACCGUGAAAUGGGAACUAAAACCGUUGAAACGAUCUGUUAACUUUGGAAUUUAUGAAUACAGCAAAACAGACUUUCCGGCCCCUUCGACGGCUCCAAACUCCUCGUCAACAACAUUGUCUGAGAACUUGAGCCUUGAUGAAGUCAAUGAAGUUCCACACAAGAUGUUUGGAGUGUUGCAUCAGAAUCUACGCGAUUCUUUCGAGUCCCUUGCAUCUCAGAGUCCGGCCAAUCCUUCGGCUCCCAAUGAACCGUCCACAGGAUCACUUCCAAGACAAAAUACGACGAUGUCCACAAGCUCGGAGAAGAGAAAACGUUCAGAAAGCGUUUCGUCUCUCCACGAUUCUCGCACUCUUUUGGAAGAAAAGAUAGAUAAACACCUGGUGAAAAAAGAAUGGAUCGGAAGAUGUCAAGGAGACGAGCUCGUUACGGGAACAUUUGAAGUGGGUUCCGGGUCCCUUUUUGCAUUCAUUUUCGACAAUACUUUUAGCAGACACAAAGCGAAAACAAUCAUGUUUAAUCAGUACAUCGAAACGAACGGACAAGUGUAUCAGGCAGCUGAAAUUCCACAGCCAUUGUCUUCCUACCAGUUGAACCCCAUAGCUGAACAAAAAAGUGUGGACGAGACAGAGGUGUCGAGACCGCACGAGGCCGCCAGUGCGCCUGUUGGAAACACCAACGGCGGAAUUAUCAAUAGAAGGACGUCAGUUGUCUCUGCGCCAUUACAGAAUCAUGUGAGAUUCAACGUCCCCGAAAAUGAAGUAGCCUCCAAAUCAAAGAAUGUGUCAUUUCUGAGGGUCAAAGGUGGCCAGUAUCUCCAGGGAUUUUUGCUCAAGAAGAAACGCAGACGGGGAGGAGCGAAAAGCUUUGCCAGAAGAUACUUUGUUCUAAAUUUCAAAUACGGAGUACUGGACUACUACUUCAACGACGUCACAAACCACGUCCGUGGUAACAUGUUCAUCAGAAACGUUGUCAUCUCAGCCGAUCCAAAGCAGCUGAUGAUGUUUCUGGAUUCCGGAAUUGAACAGUGGAUUUUGAAAGCAAUGAACCAAGAAGAUUUCAAGAUCUGGGUUCAAGCCUUCAAUUUCAUCAAAAGGCAAAACAAACUCACACAGCAAAUGGACAUUCAAGAAAACGAUGCGUUUCUAUCGGCUUCUUCUCCCGGGGAGGGCCAAGAGGACCAGGAAGGAGCUACUUUUGAGGAUGAGAUCAGGGUGGGGAGAACGCUAUCAGUGAUAAAUCCUCAGUACAAGUUGGUUGAGCAAAAGAUUUCUCAGAUCAAGGAGAUGGCGGAAAAUCUUCAAGCACAGGCAAAGCAGCCAAAGAGAGGAAGUAUGGAUAGAAGAGGCUCUUUUUUCCGCAAGAAGAAUAAAAAGGAGCAGAGUGACGAUCAGUUCGACCAGGAAAGCAUAAAUGGAGCAGCCCCAGCUUCGCUGUCUGGCGGAUCUUUAUAUGAUAGCUUGGUUUCUGAAAUCAGAGAGUUGCAGGUGCAAUAUAUGUUGCUGGUCAACACGGAAACUAAUAGGGGAUUCAGCAGGCCUCCCCAAUCUCCAUCGAGAAGAACUCUUACGAGGACAAAUACAGCUACCACCUCUGUGUUUUCCCAAGAGUUUUUUGAUGCCCAAGAAUACAUUGAUGAAAUGAACCGUGGAGUCUAUUUGGUCCAAUCCAGUGACGAGGAAGAUAGCGAGCGCGAGAAUAAAUACGACGAUGCCAGCAUGUCAAAUAUUUUUGACAAGCCGCCUUUCGGGCUCGCAAUGGAUAAUGAUCUUUCGAACUCGACGUCCUCAUCGGAUGAAGAUGACAGCGAUCAAAAAGAACUGGCGAUUGCAGCCGGAAGACAAUUUUCUGCUCGAGAGGACUUGUAUCCUUUGGAAUCUGGCAAAUACGUACAAUACAGGAAGGACAUAAAGGAGAGCCCUUGCGAUCCUCCGUCUUUGAUCGGGUUUUUGAGGAAAAACAUUGGAAAGGACUUGUCGUCCAUAUCGAUGCCGGUUUCAGCCAACGAGCCACUCUCAUUACUACAGAAAUAUUCAGAAAGCUUUGAGUACACGCACCUGUUGACAGAUGCAAUGAAAGCGCCCGUCGAGAGUGGCCAGAGGGUGCUAUUGAUUGCAGCCUUUGCUGUGAGCUAUCUCUCUUCGUUGAGGGUAAAAAUCAGAAGCGUUAGAAAACCAUUCAACCCGCUGCUUGGUGAAACUUUUGAGCUUGUGAGAAAUGACUUGGGAAUCAGGUUCAUUGCCGAGAAACUCGUUCAUAGACCAUUCAUAAUUGCCGCACAUGUGGAUUCAAAAGACUGGACCGUUGACCAUGUUUUGUCGCCUCAACAGAAAUACGGAGGCAAGUCUGCCGAGGUUUCCAUAGUUGGAGAGCUGACCUUGAGAUUAAGCAAUGGCGAGGUUUACAAGUGGAGUCAGCCAACAACGAUCCUGAAGAACCUCAUUGCUGGUGAGAAAUAUUCGGAGCCUUGUGCGUCCGUUACUGUCAGUUGCAGCAGCGGCUAUAAAGCAAUUGUGAAUUUCAAGGCAUCUGGAAUGUUUUCCGGACGCUCUGAGGAGCUGACUAUCAAAGCCUACGAUGAAGCAGGUAACCAGCUACCAAAGGAAGUGAUUGGUACGUGGACAGACAGUCUCAGAUACACCGAUACUGACGAAUGCUUGUGGAAAGUUGGGAACCUGGUGCCAAAUUACCAAAAGAAGUAUGGAUUCACCGAGUUUGCGGCCAGCCUCAAUCAGAUCACAGAAAUAGAUGAAGGCUGUGCACCGACCGACUCAAGAUUGCGUCCAGACCAGCGCAAAUACGAGGACGGUGCCGUUGACGAGGCAGAGGAGAUAAAGCAGAAUUUGGAAGAAGAACAGAGGAAGAGAAGAAAAAACCCGGACGGGACAGACGCUGUGCAUGUACCAGCAUUUUUCCAGAAAACUGGUGACGGCGACUACGACUGGAGCUUCAUUGAAGGGGAGCACAGCUACUGGAGCCGCCGCAAGAGAAAUGAUUGGGAUGGCCUCGUGAAGCUGUGGUAA
Molecule: messenger RNA, 3087 nt
Organism: Ogataea parapolymorpha DL-1
Lineage: Eukaryota; Fungi; Ascomycota; Pichiomycetes; Pichiales; Pichiaceae
Product: Oxysterol-binding protein
Exons: 1
Coding region: 1-3087 (1028 amino acids)
Biological process (GO): endocytosis; piecemeal microautophagy of the nucleus; exocytosis
Cellular component (GO): intracellular membrane-bounded organelle; cytosol; perinuclear endoplasmic reticulum
Molecular function (GO): sterol binding
Source: RefSeq, a predicted model, not a curated record